Molecule: messenger RNA, 1753 nt
Organism: Mollisia scopiformis
Lineage: Eukaryota; Fungi; Ascomycota; Leotiomycetes; Helotiales; Mollisiaceae
Exons: 2
Coding region: 388-1533 (381 amino acids)
Biological process (GO): regulation of transcription by RNA polymerase II
Cellular component (GO): nucleus; RSC-type complex
Molecular function (GO): DNA binding; DNA-binding transcription factor activity, RNA polymerase II-specific
Source: RefSeq, a predicted model, not a curated record
AAUUCUUCAAUUGACAAUCCACCCCCAGAUAUUGUCGACGAUGGCUACAGUCAAAGGCUUGAUAAGUUCGGUCGGGCAAUUGCAAACUCGACUAUUGCAACGAAUGGAUCCAUCUCCUGGAGAGAACAGAGGCGGCUGGUGAUUGGCGUGGAUUAUGGAUCGAACUCGAAUGGUGAGUGUUCAUUCUGUCGAAAUUCAUGAGUCGGGGCUGAUUAUUUUAUCGCAGUAUGUUACAAGGUACCCAAGCGCCGAAUCCCUAGUCCAACUACUCCUACCUUUGCGUUCAAGAAAUACAACGAUAGGGAUGACAAGAGAUCAUUCGAUAACGAGGUCCGAGCUUAUCAGACGCUUCAAAGAGGAGAACACCGAGGAACGCCCCCGGCACCUAUGUCACGGAGAAGAGACCAGUCAAUUCUUCCAAUGCCCCCGGUCAUUACGACGCGACCACGGAAUCUGCACCGGCACGCCUUUACGGACAUUACGCCUCCGAGGAAAUUGACAGAAGCCGAAUGCAAAGAGAAGCUGACUUCAUAUACUGCUUAUAGCAUCCGGAAAGCUCCAAGUCCAUUGUUUGAACACUUGUGGUCUAGAAGUGACUCGUCGAACAACGAAAAAUCGACGUCCUCUUUCUCCAGCUCAGCCGUAUCCAAGGCAACCCAAGGCGAUGAAAUCUUCCAAGAUGUAAGACGCUUUGUUGUUCUAAAAAAGGGUUCAUAUACCGUGGCCUUACCCAUCACCACCUACGCUAGCAAGGGACAUCGACAUGGCGACAUCAAUAUGAAGGAACACUGUAUCAUCUACAAUAACCGCAAACCGGAGGAAACCCCAGCUCCAACAACAGACAAAAUCCAGGGAUCUCAUUCCAAGUCUAUGAAUUGGGCACCGUUCGAGAGAAGCUCUUCACAUAACCAACAUUCUUCCGCAUUUGCUGCUGCUGGUGCCUGGAUGGAGGACUCAUAUUAUUCAUUCGGCUUGCGGCCGUCGCCAAGCUCUUCAAGUUCGAAUGGGGCUAAGAGAAAGCAUCAUUUUCCAUCUUAUCACAAUCACGACCCUGUUAAUUUCGACGACCAAGAUGUGCUCGAGACUCUUCAAAACGGCUGGGAAACUUUUCUUGGAUCAGGAACCGCAGGCGAUCGGCCCCGAUUAGGCAGAGAGGAAGUCGAAAUUCUCGAGGCAUCUUUCAAGAAGAAUCCAAAGCCAACUAUUCAGACGAAGCGUAGGUUUUCGGAGGAUAUGGGAAUUGAGUUAUCCAGGAUCAAUAACUGGUUCCAAAAUCGACGAGCAAAGCGAAAGCAGGAGAAGAAGUUUGAGGCACUCGCAGCCAGUGAAGGACCUUCACUCCACGAACUCCACUCGCCGCCAAACACUAUAUCCACCGAAAGUCAGGCUGGCUCUACAUCAAUCUUCAAGCCUUUGACUUCACUUUCUCCCACAUUCGAGCUCGUCCAAAUUGACGACACACAGUCAAUAGAUGAGGUUACUAUCAUCCAAUCCCACCCACUGGACUUCAUCGCGUCUCAAAAUCUACACUAAAGGAGGGAUAAAUUCGUAUGACUUGAUGUCAUCGAAGGUAAGGGAGUUUGGCGUUCGGGGGUGAUGAAUUGGGUGUUUCUUGUUCUUACUGCUAUUUAGUUUCAAGCUUUUCGAUGUCUUCGUGUUUUAUAUGCUUUAAGUUUAGCUGUCAAUUACGAUCUGUAUAUCAACGAUCCUUAACCACUGCAUCCUGUGCUCUCAUAAUGGGCUUCUGAAAUAC